Messenger RNA from Ictalurus punctatus (channel catfish), 3567 nucleotides. RefSeq names its product BCL2 like 11 (gene bcl2l11). The transcript is spliced from 4 exons. The record is from RefSeq and is a predicted model, not a curated record. The coding region runs from base 588 to 1565 and encodes 325 amino acids. Lineage: Eukaryota; Metazoa; Chordata; Actinopteri; Siluriformes; Ictaluridae.
GCAAUAAAGGGGGAUAAUAAUCUAAUUGUUUGCGUGAAUGGCUAAAUUCGUUCCAGCUCAUGGAUUAUUUUGGGACUUUUUUAUGCAAUUAAGGCACGUAAGUAUUGCUUUUGCUUGUUUCGAAAUGUAAUAAUAAUAAUUAGAAUAAUAAUAAUGAUAAUAAUAAUUACUCUCGACUUUAAUAUAGAAAUAAGCCGACAAAGUUGCGCGGUGUUCUCGCACCAUAACACUCCUGUGCAGGACAUCAGUCUUAGUUGAUAGAGAAAAGGGGGAGAUUUAUAACAAAUUAAUAAAUAAAAAGUCCUUGUUGAUCUGCCGCUUAAGCAUUCUGAAUUAUUUAGCCGUGUUGUGGAAAAGAGGAGAGCACCUGUUUGUUGUUGUUUUACUGUGUUGCCCACGCACGAGCGCUGGAUCAGAGCAGUCGGGAUGGCACAGUUUUCGGCUUUAAUAGUCUACACACAGCUGGAACCGGGAUAGUUCUUCACGUGACGUUGACGCAACACCUGUAAAACGACUAUUACAUGUUAUGAAAAGCACGGGGUACGAAAUAUUGCGAUUAUACACCUUUAGAUACCUAUGCUUUUUAGAUGCUGAAUAUUUAUAUUGUUUUGUUUUGCGCUUAUUUGCUGAGACGCUGCUCACAAGCCGCUAGGAGGAGCUCAAAAUUUCCCGAAAACUUUUUUUUCUUCUUUUUGGAUGAGUUUUUUUUUUUUUUUUUUGGCUUCUUGACUGCCAGUCAACUACGCUGUAAUCCAAUCGUUGGUUGUUGUUGGUUUUUUUUUUGUUUUGUUUUGUUUUGUUUUUUGAUGCCGAGGACACGCGUUUCCGUUUCGCGCUUCGUGCCGCUCGUACUCGCAGUUUUUCUCGCACGCGGCAGGAAUCCGUCACCUCGCCGUCGGCACGAGCGGAUAAACUUAAUGUUUACAGCCGUUUGGAGCAGUCCGCGGUGUGGAGGCAGCUGUGCACUACAUUACCCACGGCAAUACCGGGCCGAUGGCCCAGCCUUCUUAAAGGAGCAUGGGGGACGCGGAGAGAGCGCCUCCCGGGCCGAGCCGUAUGAGAGCCCUCAGCACAGAGAAUUGGAAGUGAUUAGGGGAGGGAUCGCGCUGCCGAAUAGCCGCGUGGCUUACCAGUCGAGGUCGCCUGUGUUCCGAACCCUCUCCAGGUCGUCGAGUGGAUAUUUUUCGUUCGACAGUGAGCCGAGCUCUCCGCUAAUCACCCAUAGCACAGCCACUCAGACCCCGAGUCCGUCUAGUCAAGUGAUAACUCACGCCCUGCAGCGCAUUUCCAAAGCGCGAGGCGACGCGCAGAAUCAUGAAUUAUGGCCUGCUCUCCUUAACCACUAUCCACCCCACGGAGCAGCAUCUGCGGGGGACAUGCAAGCGGAGUUGGAAAUUGCGCGAGAGUUGCGGCGCAUCGGCGAUGAAUUUAACCAGCUUUAUUUUCAUGAGGCAGAAAGAAAUGGUGGCGCAGCCCGUCCGCAGGCCCAAAACGAGCCCGCCAUCAUGCUGUGGAUUGGGCUCCUGAUUGGACGGCUAUUACAAUUCUUCCUGAGACAAAGAUGAUGGACACAGAGAGCACCCAGCAGACAAGUAGCACCCAACUGUAGAUAUGUAAAUACGCCACACCAGAGACUGCGCUUGCUCUCUCACUCUUUCUCUCUCUCUCUCUCUCUCUAUCUCUCUCACUUGCUCUAUCUCUCUGUCUGCCUCUAUGUCACUAUGAAGGAGCAUCUGUUCCUCUUUGAACUACACGCUGACCUCUACUUUCCCUGUCCAGAGGAGAAUUUGGAUCUGGAUACGCUGGAAUUGGGUGGGGAAUUCUGGGAUAACCUGGAGUCAUAGACAGCUAUGUUUCCUGCAUGAACAUGGAAAGCUGAGCCAUUAAAACACUGGGUCGAGAAGGUGGUGAGGCCUCUCUCUGUCUCUGGAGUUUUUCCGUUUUUCGCCAAGUGAAGACGUGUCGAAAACGUGCCUUCAUGGCCUCAGUGCUCUUAUCUUUCCCUUUCAGUGCCCAUUCGCUGUUUGUUUUUCGUUAUGUUCAUUUUAACUAUGUAUAUCGUUUAAAAACUCACCUUAGUUCUGUAUUUAUUUGCCACUGUUGUAUUUAAGUUGUGUUAUGUUUUGUUUAGAAUUGGAGUGGAUUAGUUAGCGGUAAUGUUGCAGUUCUGCCUGCCCUUCUUUAUUGACUCAGAAUUUGCACUUCUGUAUAAAUAGUCUACACAUGACAUACAAAAUUGUUUGAAAAAUCAUGUAUUGCCUGAAGCUCUUGGUGGGAACAAGGAAAUCUACGACUGGCUAUUGACAGCUUCUGAGAGCUACAGAAACACACCAGGUCAGACAUUCAACGACUUGUUCAUUUCGCAGUUUGGCUUUUUGAAACGAUGCCCUUUCGUGUUUUGAGGCCAAGUGAUUUAACAUUGACAAAACACAACACAAGGACAGACGAGAAAGACAGGUUUCCGCUUUAAAAUGAUUUUAUUGAACUUUUAUUUUUAACAAAUUAAUGAUUUGAAUUGUUUUAAAUUUGGCCCAUGGAGUAAUUUAAUGAGUGAAGGGUUUAAUAAUACACAUGUGGUUGGUCAACUGUGGUUGUAUUGGGCAUUUCAUAAUGGGUGGUGCGUCCACUUUUAAUUGUGUGUGUGUGAGAUUAAAGCUAUUCAGGGGAUUUUUCAAGUGAGGUUUUAUUCUUGCUGACUAUUGACCAAAAACAACCUUAAUCACAGAGUCUAGAUUCAAUAAUUAUGAUGUAUUGAUGUUCUAAAAAAUAGCCUCAGUGACUCAGGGGAUUUAUACCUGUGGAGUUUUAAACAAAAUGGGCUUCCUUCAUGAUCCAGUCCAUGGCUCUAACCUGCAUCUACCCAAACCCUUUUUCAUGUAUUGCCAUUUUCCCAGUAUUGCAUCUAUCAUUGCAAAAGAUGGGUCAUACAUUCUUGACACUUCACAACUGAUAUGUUAAAUAUGUUUGAAAUGGUAACUGAUGACAAUAGACACCAAGAUGAAUUGGCAGAUAUUAAAGAUACCCACAAACCACUUGUUAAAAUGCGAUUAUGGGCAUCUCGUUUCCAUCAUCUUUUAAUCAUUUCUUUCAUGCACAAUUGAAUUUCUUGUCAAAAUGACAACAACCCAUUUUUAGCUUGCCAUAACUGUUUCAGGUUUAUCAGUCAAACCAAAGAACUUGUUUUGACAUACUGUAUGUAAAUGUUGACGUUUGCAUUGUGUUCUGGUAUGUUGCACAACCAUAUAAAGAUUGGUAUAGAAUCAAACUCCCGGUAAUAGAAAUGUCAUGUUUCAUGUCAAAAUAUUUGUGCCCUCCCCUACCAGAACAUACAUUUUCAGAGAAGUUCAAUUUGAAGCCGUUCUGCAUUCCAGUUCACUGGAUUUUUGAAUAAAUUCAGUCUCAUUACCUGCAAAUUAACUGCUCCACCUCAUAGACCCAGUACGUUUGUAGCAAAACAUUUUUCUUUGGUUCUUUUGUACAUUUUGUUGUGUUUGCACUGAAACUGUGCUGUGCUGAACUUGUGCAAUACUGCUGUAAAUAAAAGCUUCUUUUUCAUCUUUCUAAAAA